Molecule: messenger RNA, 1398 nt
Organism: Baudoinia panamericana UAMH 10762
Lineage: Eukaryota; Fungi; Ascomycota; Dothideomycetes; Mycosphaerellales; Teratosphaeriaceae
Exons: 2
Coding region: 1-1398 (465 amino acids)
Biological process (GO): rRNA processing; primary miRNA processing; regulation of gene expression
Cellular component (GO): nucleus
Molecular function (GO): ribonuclease III activity; double-stranded RNA binding
Source: RefSeq, a predicted model, not a curated record
AUGUCCCCUUUCAUCACACGAGACGGCAGCCCCACGACGGGAACUGCAGCAAAGACUGGAUCAUACCCAACAGCAAUGGCGGUGUCAAAGGCGGUGGAGGAGGACUAUGAGCCUGCGCCCGAGUCUCACCCUCCCGCACCAGUCGAGCAGGUGUUACACAACCGGUCAACGAGGCAUGUUGCGGAGAGGCCACUUUAUGCUCCCUCACACCGAAAAGCGCUUCACUCGGCGAAGCUCGCUGCCUUACAUGCUCGACUAUCACUUCCUUCGAAGCUACCGUUGCAGACUCUAGCACGAUGCUUGAUCGACUCCUCAGCUGACCCGCGGCCCGGAUAUAACAAUGCUCCCUUAGCGAUACUGGGCCAGGACCUACUAGGCUACUAUACUGCCGAGUACAUUCUUUGCCACUAUCCACGACUACCCAUGGCCAUCUUAUUCGCCGCGCAGUAUGCCUACGUUGGCAACGCCACUCUUGCGGCCAUGCGAUCAGAGUGGGGCGUAGAAACUGUAGGCGCGCCUGGGCAAGAGGUAGAGCCUGGGUUACUGCAGCUCAAGAGAUUGAUGCCUGGUAAUGCGAUGCUGGAGGGUGAGAACAUCAGAGUGAGAGACAUGCCGCAAGCACGACGGCUAGGCAGUGGCAGACGGAAUGAAGCCUUCGACUACCGGAGAGGCAUGAGCAGCAGGGUUGUAUACGACGACCAAUUUGGCGACUUGCAGACUGGCCUACCGCCUAAUGAUGCACGGCCUUUCUUUGGUGCGCCCAUAUCCACGCCGAAUACCACAAGUGAUGUUGAAGGGACUUCAAAUGAAGCACAACCCCAGCGAGACGCCAGUGCAUUGUCAGUGCAUGAUCCGCCAGAAGGGCCGCAGACUGUGGAAGACACCGAACCAACAACAGUCGAAUUGGCUUCAGCAUCCUUCGUCCGAGCAUUAGCCGGCGCGCUAUACUUACAUGCAGGCGCUACUGCUUCGAAGACCUUCCACAAGGACCAUGUCCUCAGCCGGCAUGUACAGCUACACACUUUAUUCCACUUCACACAUCCAACCAGGGAUCUGAGCAACCUUUGCAAACGUGAAGGCUUCGAGCCUCCUGUAGCACGACUCAUUAGCGAGACUGGAAGGCUAAGUCGGACGCCAGUCUUUGUUGUUGGUGUCUUUUCCGGCGAGGAGAAGUUGGGUGAAGCGGCUGGCGCAAGUCUGAACGAGGCUCGCAUCCGGGCGGCUGCCGCUGCGCUCCGGUCAUGGUACCUCUACUCUCCGCCAGAAACCGAAAUCUGCUUGCCUUCAGAUGCUGAAGGUCUCGCCUCGAUCUCUAAGGGUAGAGGGAAGGCUAACCAUAAAGAGGCGAAUAUGCCUUGGAAGCCUCAGAUGAUCGACAUUGGCGAGAUUAUCACUUAG